Messenger RNA from Cololabis saira (Pacific saury), 2630 nucleotides. Its product is annotated as erythroblast NAD(P)(+)--arginine ADP-ribosyltransferase-like. Gene Ontology annotation, molecular function: NAD+ poly-ADP-ribosyltransferase activity; NAD+-protein-arginine ADP-ribosyltransferase activity. Lineage: Eukaryota; Metazoa; Chordata; Actinopteri; Beloniformes; Belonidae. The transcript has 3 exons. The record is from RefSeq and is a predicted model, not a curated record. The coding region runs from base 129 to 1088 and encodes 319 amino acids.
AUACAGGGAAGGGUGUUCUCUCUCCUUGGUCAAAUUUGACAUUUACUUUUUUGAUUAUUUUCCUUUUUCAUGUCAUAUUUUGCUGAAUAAAUCUGAAGGAGGUUCAUUUGUUUUUACCUGAGAAGACGAUGCUUUCAUUUUUCAGUUUUUCCCAUCUUUCAUCUACAAAGAAGAUCUUCACAAGGUGCUGUUGGAAGAUGGCAACUUGGGCAGCUGUAUUUGUGAUGCUUGGAGUCACCAUGGCAACUACAAAGGUAAUGGGAUUUAAGAGGAGACUUGGUUUACCGGACGACAUCCAGUUCGACAUGGCUCCAAACUCUGUCGAUGACAUGUAUGAUGGCUGUAGAGAUAAGAUGUUGGAAAAAGUGAAGAAAGAGUUUCUGCCACAAGAGAAAAUAAAUAAAGACUUUAAUCGGACCUGGAACGAAGCAGAGAAAUACUACGACAAGAAAUGGAGUCCACAUAAUGGAAAAAAUCCUUUCAGUCACCUGACAAAAGAACAGAUAAUGGCUAUUUAUGCUUACACUUGUGAUGAAGUCUAUCUCAAAUUCAACACAGCAGUUCGAACAGGAAAAAAUAACUAUAAGACGACAUUUAUGUACCACACGCUACACUUUUUCCUCACAGAUGCCAUUCAAUUUCUCAAUUCUCCCAGAUCUAAAAGCUGCGUCACCACCUACCGAGGAGUCAACAUAGCCUUUAAGAAAAAGAAAAACAUAUUGGUCUUUAAAAGCAAGUUUCGCUUUGGCUCUUUUACUUCCAGCUCAAUGAAUAAGACCGUUGCUUUAGAAUUUGGUAACAUAACCUGCUUUAAGAUUUACACAUGCUUUGGCGCAAACAUCACGCAGUACUCUAGUAUCAAGGAGGAGAGUGAAGUCUUGAUUCCACCUUAUGAGGUCUUUGAAGUCAGUAAGGUAGAGAAGCGAACGAAGAGGAACAAACUUCCUUGUGAUUUAUUUUACACAGUGAAGAGCACAAAAAAAGUUCAAUCCACCUUAAACUGUGCCCUCUUCAGAACUGAGCAGCCACCAUUGUGUAGUAAAAUGUGCAACAAUACUCACAAUUUCCAUAACAAUGGGUGGAUCUGAAUAUUUAAAUACAUGCAUGAGGCAGCAUGGCGGCUACAACUUUCUGUGUGAUGUUGGAUGUUCUCUCUUGCUGGUUUUCUCCCACAGUCCAAAACCAUGUAAGUCAAGUUAAUUGGUGGUUAUAAAUUGUGCAUAAGAAUGAGUGUGUGUGUGAUGUUUGUAUAUUUGUAUAUUUGUGGCCCUUCAAUGGACUGGCGACCUGUCAUGCACGUGCACUUGUCUUUCGCCGGAAAAGAGCUGAUAUAGUCUCUAGCAGUCCCCCUGAAUUUAAAUAAGCGAGUGGAAAUAUAUGCUUGAUGCUUUUGUAUUCCAAUCACCAAAGGUGCAUGUUUAUCAAAAAUGUAAACCAAUGAUUAUAUUGAGUGUCUUAAUGCUCUUUGAUCACAAGGUAUAACCAAAGACAAUCUUUUAUCUAAAACUCAAAUGACUACUAAUAAAUUAAAAGAAAAAAAGACUGCCUUUUUUCUUUUUCUUAAUAUUGUAUAAACAUUUUCAGAGGAUAUGGAAUCAGUAAUUAUAAAUAAUGCUACUUACAUAUUGUAAGUUCACAUGGGAGUUUUUGUUUCUCAAACAGGGCUAAGUGGCCAAAUGAUGUGGAAAACGUUCAUUAAUACAAUAAAGCAACCUUACAGCAACAACAUCAGUGAUUCAUCUUUACUAGCUUGAUUAAUGUAACACCAUCUUUAAAAGUCUACCUAAAAAAUCAGCAGACAACUGCAGCUCAUUCAGAACUCUGCUGCUUGAGUCUUCACUAAAGAAAGUGGACCAUAUUGGUCCAGCUCUGAGGUCUUUACACUGACUGCCUGUCCAUCAGAGGAUAUGCUUUAAAGUUCUGAUGCUGGUGGAUAAAGCUCUGAAUGGUCUAAAACACAUCAGUGACCUCCUGACCAUCUGGGUCUGUUUUUCUUAUCAAUUCCCAGUGUCAGAUUCAGACAUGGAGAAGCUGCAUUCAGCAUCCGCCAGAGUCCUUACAAACACCAGGAAAAUGGACCACAUUACACCGGUCAUGAAAUCGCUCCACUGGCUUCCAGUGAUGGAGUUUAAAACCUUACUGCUGGUCUACAAAGAACUGAAUGGUCUUGGACCAAAAUACAUGCUGGAUCUGUUAGUUCCUAUGAAGCUCCCAGACCCCUGAGGUUCAUCUGGAUCUGGUUUGUUGUGGUUCCCAAGAACCAGAACCAAGCAAGGUGAGGCAGCGUUCAGUUAUUCUGCUCCUCACCGGUGGAACAAACUUCCUGUAGACCUGAGGUCUGCUCCAACUGUAGAUCCUUUAAAUCAGGCCUAAAAACAUUACUGUUUACUGAAGCGUACUCUUAAAUUAAAUACUUACCUGCUGUACUCUACUGCCCUUAUUUUUAAACAACUUUUUAUUAUUUUACCUCUUUUCUUACCAUUUUAUUUGUUAUUUACUGUUUAAUUGUGUCUUGCUGCUUUUAAUGUUGAUGUAAAGCACUUUAAAUUACCUUGCGUUGAAUUGUGCUAUACAAAUAAAGUUGCCUUGCCUUCUAUGCUCCGGGUGUCUGGAACAAACUCCCAGAAAGC